This is a messenger RNA of Perca flavescens (yellow perch), 402 nucleotides long. Its product is annotated as parvalbumin-like EF-hand-containing protein. The transcript has 4 exons. Gene Ontology annotation, molecular function: calcium ion binding. The record is from RefSeq and is a predicted model, not a curated record. Lineage: Eukaryota; Metazoa; Chordata; Actinopteri; Perciformes; Percidae. The coding region runs from base 1 to 402 and encodes 133 amino acids. Gene Ontology annotation, cellular component: cytoplasm.
AUGGAGGACGACUUCCGGCCGCAGGUGAAGAAGGUGGCUGUGGCCAUGGGCGCGUCCCUCACAGAGCAGGACGUGGACCGCAUGCCACGGGACAUGAGAAUGCAAGGGAACUUCAACUACAGCAGGUUUCUGGAGUACAUGAGGCAGUUCGAGACCUCGGAGCAAAAAGAGGAGGCCAUCAAGAAGGCCUUCAUGAUGCUUGACAAAGACGGCAGCGGCUACAUAGAGUGGAACGAGAUCAAGUACAUUCAGUCGACAGUACCGGCUGCGAGCCCAUUGGCUCCCCUCUCCGAUGAGGAGGCGGAGGCCGUGAUCCAGGCUGUCGACGCUGAUGGAGACGGACGCAUCGACUACAGAGAGUUUUCAGACAUGGUGAAGAUGGAGAAGAAACCGAGGAAGUAG